Messenger RNA from Tetrapisispora phaffii CBS 4417, 1170 nucleotides. It is a transcript of the gene OKP1, whose product is annotated as Okp1p. The transcript has a single exon. The coding region runs from base 1 to 1170 and encodes 389 amino acids. The record is from RefSeq and is a predicted model, not a curated record. NCBI's taxonomy places the organism in Eukaryota, Fungi, Ascomycota, Saccharomycetes, Saccharomycetales, Saccharomycetaceae.
AUGUCGUCAUCUCCGGAAAAUAGAUUUCUAGAUGAAAUCGAAAAUGAUUCUGCUAAUAGUAGUAUAUUAAUGGAUGUAAAUAAUAGUAAACAUUUGAGACUGGAUGAAUUAGAAGAGGCAGAUGAACAUACAAAAAUGAGUAAGAAGUUGUUUUAUUCAAGUCCUCAUCGUGAAAAGCCGAUACGAAAUAGACCUGUGCAUGAUGAACCUCUCUCAAAAAAUAAUGAGAAUGAAAGAGGAGUCCAGGCUCCAGUAAGAGAAAUUAUAAUCAAUAAAGACACUUUGUAUGAUAAAGAAGAAAUCCAACCUUGGGAGUUCAAUAAAGUCAUUAGAAAAGGGUAUAAGGAAAAACUGCCAACAAAUUAUGAUCUAAAGAAAUGGAGAAGACCAUCGAAAACCAUGGUUAAUUCAGUGAUUCAAUUAUUAGAAAAUAAUAUUGAAUAUGGGAUAGAGGGUGUUAUGAAUAAAUAUAAAGAUGAAUUAGAAGCUGUUACUAAUUACAAUCAACGAGAAAUUAAAAAAGUUUAUAAACAGAAACAAUCUAUCAUGGAUGACAUUGUAUCAAAAAUAAAACAAAGAUUGGCGAAAUCAAAAUUUCCAUCCAGAUUAGCUGAUAAGGAUUUAGAUAUUGAAUAUAUAUUUGCUAAGAGAAAGUUUAUUCAAAGCAGAUAUAUCCAAGAGCUUGAGAAUGCAGAAAGAGUUGAAACUGAACUAAUUAAAUCACAAGCAGAAUUGAUUAAAUUGAGAGAUACUAGUAAAAAACUAAUGAAAAACAAUCGUAAGCGCUUGGUUGAGAAACUAAUUGAUAACAAUUUACAUUCCAGUUUAAGCAAAUCGAUUUCAAACUCCUUUAAUUUUGAAACCAAUACAGAUUCAACAGUAUUAAAUGAUACGGAUAACAAUAAUCACAGCAGUAAGUUCAGUACGGAUCUUUAUGAGCUAAAUUUGGAGAUAGACUUGUCAGAUGAUGCAGAAGAACCUCAAAUGUUUGACACAAUCACUAUGCAAAAGGAUAGAGAUACAAAUGCAUCGUUGUACUUACCUAGUCUGGAAAGUUAUGAACAGACAUCAAAUAAGUUAUCGAAGACUAUAAAUUCAAUACUUGAGCUUAACCAUAAUAAAGAAUUCAAAAAGCUAAAUAACAGAAAUGUCGAUAAUGAAGAUGAUUAA